GAGUGUUAUCAGCAUCAUCAUCAACAGCGUCCAUGCCAAUGUGCCGCAUAUGCCAUCAUCCACAAGGAGAAGGAUUAGAUUUGCUCAUUUCUCCAUGUAGAUGUGCAGGAACCAUGCAGUUUAUCCACCAAGGCUGCCUUAAUAAAUGGUUAGAAGUGAAACGAUCCAAAAAAGCUCCAGCUUGUGAAUUGUGCAAUUAUCAGUUUCACCGACACAAAAAAUUUCGACUAAAUCAUUGGCAGCUUCCCACCUGUUCGCGAGCUGACAAGAUUCUACAUUCUAUCUUCUUAGUGUGUCUCAUUAUUAUGGCUGCUUGUGCUACAAUCACAAUCAUCUGUUUUAAACAUGAUCGAAUCCUCCCAAAGAAGACAGAUGACGCAGAACUAACGAAGUCUGAAGUCAUCACAUUAACGUGUGGCGUGCUUUUCUUUGUUGCCUUUUUUGUUGCCAUGUAUGUUGAAGUGAAAGCAAGAAAUACACUGUAUAGGCUAUUUACACGUUUCAUAUAUCUAAACCAAACGUGGCACAUAGCGGAAUAUGAUAGACGAAAAGAUUCGCAGUUUGGUCAUGCUCCAGUUUAACCCAACAGUGUGUGAGUUGUUAAAUAUUUUUGAUGGACUUGUUACAUGACAUUUUAGUGUUUUGUAGGUGAACAAAAGAAACCGGUUCUUUGGUUAUUUCUAUGAUGUAUUGAUGCUUUUUUACACAUAAUCUGUAUUGUGCGUUUCAUACUAUUUGUAAUUAAAAAAUAAUACCAUUGA
Molecule: messenger RNA, 761 nt
Organism: Penaeus monodon (black tiger shrimp)
Lineage: Eukaryota; Metazoa; Arthropoda; Malacostraca; Decapoda; Penaeidae
Biological process (GO): negative regulation of transcription by RNA polymerase II; negative regulation of cyclin-dependent protein serine/threonine kinase activity
Cellular component (GO): nucleoplasm; nucleus; cytoplasm
Molecular function (GO): zinc ion binding; cyclin-dependent protein serine/threonine kinase inhibitor activity; 7SK snRNA binding
Source: RefSeq, a predicted model, not a curated record